UAAUUAAUAAGCAAUUAAUAAUAAAUAAAAACAAUUAUUACAAAAUCUAAAAAAUAUAUAUAAAAUCUACAAACGCAUCAAAAAUUUUAUCAUAAAAAAAUUUAAACUACAAAAUGAUUUGUCCCAAACGUACAACUGAGCUGUUGGAGCUUCAUCUAGAACCUUUAAAGGAUAAAGAUCCCGCCUGGGAAAUAGCUGUUUCAAAAAUUGCCGGUCGCGGUGUAUUCGCCAGUCGCAACUUAAAACGUGGUGAUGUUAUAUUUCGUGAUAUACCCUUGUUAAUUGGUCCAUCGGCACGUAAAGAGGAUACUUUGAAUUCGUGUUCGGUAUGUUUUAAAAUGUUACCCGACACCAAGUUCAUGUGCCGCAAUGGUUGUGGUCUACCCAUAUGCUCGUUGUGCAGUAAGAAGAAACAACACAAACAGGACUGUACUCUGUUCAAGUCCUGGGAACCCUGUGAACCAGAUGUGGCCAAUUCGAUUAUAAUACGUUUACUGUGUGUAGCCAGAGCUAUAAAUUGCACCAAGGAACAGAGGGAUUUAAUCUAUUGUCUUCAGGCUAAUUUGGAUAAUAAUCAUCGCACUGAGGUGCGUAAUGCCGCUAAAGGUUUUAAAAAAUUCCCCACCGAUAAGAAGUUAAUAGAAAUUAUGAAUCGUACUGUAGCCGUUUUGCGCACUAAUGGUUUUGAUGAGACCUCUGAUCGCACCAAUGACAAUCAGGAAUUUUUCUAUCGUGCUUUGUUUCCUCUGUUCGCCUUGAUGAAUCAUGAUUGUGUACCCAACUCGUAUUAUACUUUUGAUGAAAAAACCAACAAUAUGAUUGUAAAAGCUUCGGUGGAUAUACCAGCGGGAACUGAAAUUACCACAACUUAUACGAAAUUGUUUACCAGCAAUAUUGCCCGUCAUUUGUUUUUGAAAAUGAAGAAGACAUUUACUUGCAAGUGUCCAAGAUGCUCGGAUCCCACUGAAAGAGGAGCUUUUAUUUCUGCUGUCUAUUGUCGCGAUACCAAUUGUACUGGUCUGGCCGUACCCGAGGUCACCGGUUUGCCACAUCCAAAUUGGAAUUGCUUGGAAUGUAAACAAAAAUCCACACAUGCUCAAAUGGUUAAGGCUCAAGAUUUUGCUUCCGGCGCCAUUAAUGCCAAAACCAAUUCACAUUCUUUGAAAACACUCAUCGAAUAUUUGAACGAAAAAUGCACCAGUUUUAUACCCGACAGUAAUUAUGUAGUCAUCGAUGCCAAGCUCCAGGUCAUAGCACGUCUCAGCAAGAGUGUAGAGGAUUGUGGCGAAGAAUCAGUGGGCACAAAAGCCAAAUAUUGCCAGGAUAUUUUGGACAUAAUGGAUAAAUUGGGAUUGGGUGAUUGUGUUAUGCGCACGUAUCUGGAAACGGAAAAGGCCAAAUGAAAUUAAUUAUAUUAAAAGAAAUAUAUUCUAUAAAAGUAUUUAAUAAAAAAAUUUCUUAAAAAUGUU
Molecule: messenger RNA, 1469 nt
Organism: Lucilia cuprina (Australian sheep blowfly)
Lineage: Eukaryota; Metazoa; Arthropoda; Insecta; Diptera; Calliphoridae
Gene: SmydA-9
Product: SET domain-containing protein SmydA-8
Exons: 2
Coding region: 114-1403 (429 amino acids)
Molecular function (GO): protein binding
Source: RefSeq, a predicted model, not a curated record